AUGGCGUUGGCGGUGCUGGCGUGGAGGACCCGGACUGCUGUUACAGCCAUGCUGAGUCCUCCUCAGGCUGCACCUCUUGCUGUCAGAUAUGCCUCCAAGAAGACAGGUGGCAGCUCCAAGAACCUUGGUGGAAAGUCUCCAGGCAAACGCUUUGGCAUCAAGAAAAUGGAGGGUCACUAUGUUCAUGCUGGCAACAUCCUCGCGACUCAGCGCCACUUCCGCUGGCACCCAGGUGCCCAUGUGGGACUGGGAAAGAAGAAAUGUCUGUAUGCGCUGGAGGAGGGGGUAGUCCGCUACACUAAGGAAGUCUACGUGCCCAAUCCCAGCAACUCGGAGGCUGUGGAUCUGGUCACCAGGCUGCCCGAAGGGGCUGUGCUCUACAAGACUUUUGUCCACGUGGUUCCUGCCAAGCCUGAGGGCACCUUCAAACUGGUAGCUAUGCUUUGA
This is a messenger RNA of Rangifer tarandus platyrhynchus (Svalbard reindeer), 447 nucleotides long. Lineage: Eukaryota; Metazoa; Chordata; Mammalia; Artiodactyla; Cervidae. The record is from the annotation of a GenBank genome assembly.